This is a messenger RNA of Neocloeon triangulifer, 2026 nucleotides long. RefSeq lists its product as uncharacterized. Gene Ontology annotation, molecular function: CoA-ligase activity. The record is from RefSeq and is a predicted model, not a curated record. NCBI's taxonomy places the organism in Eukaryota, Metazoa, Arthropoda, Insecta, Ephemeroptera, Baetidae. The coding region runs from base 107 to 1747 and encodes 546 amino acids. The transcript is spliced from 11 exons.
CGCAAGACAUCUCAUUACAUCAAAUUAAUCUGCGACAUACACAGAAGGAGCACAUUCGAUAUUUGAUAGCGGCGCACCUGAGAGUGCACACGUCAGCUCCUUCGCGAUGGGAGAGAUUUUCAAAUCACCUGUGUCAUAUGAUGCGAGCAAGAUUCCCAAUUGCUCCUUAACAGAUUAUCUGUUUAAGCGCGCGAGAAAAAAUCUGCACGCCGUUGCUGAGAAGCCUUGGCUGCUCGAUGUGUGUACGGGAAAGGAAGUUUUAUUUGGUGAAGUGGAGGAGCGGUCGAAGAAAGUGGCGAGCGCUUUGGCCAAGAGGGGCUUCUCAAAGGGCGACGUUUUGUACUUCGUGUCCUACGAUAUAGUGGACUUGAGCGUCCUGCAGUUGGCCGUUUGGCUUUUGGGAGGAGCGACCAGAGGCAGCUUUCAAAUCGAGGAACCAGAGGAAUUUGCAAGGCUGAUGCAAGAAAUUGACUGCAAAUUUGUAGCGGUUGAUUCACUCACGUUUGAUUCAAUCAAACAAGCCAUCAUCAUUGCUAAAUUGGACAAUUGCAAUAUUAUAAAUGUUGGUGACACAUCCAUUGAAGGUGUUGUCAGUUUUUCGGAAUUGGCUCUAGACGAUGGGAUGGCAUACGUGGCUGAAACGCACAUUGACCCGGAUAAGGACGUCUUGUUUAUCUGCAAUACAAGUGGUAGUACGGGUAUACCAAAAGGUGUGAUUCACACCCACAAAAAUGUCGUCAGUGUCUUUGCAUCUUUUGAAGGAAUGUUGGUGGAGAGUUUUGAGGACAGCAUCAUGGUAACGUCGAAUAACUAUGCCGUUUCCAGCAUAUGGACCACGUGUACUAACCUUGCCACCGGCAGCACCAUGUAUUGCAUGAGCAGAUUCCGGAAUGAAGAGUUUCUUGGUCAUCUCUUGAAAUUUAAGCCAAGGCAAGUGUUACUCUACCCUUAUGUUAUGAGCUGGCUUGCAAAAUCACCAGAAUUGGACAAACACGAUUUCAGUUUUUUGAAGGGCAUCAGUCUUGGUGGAUCUGUUGUGGACCCAACAACAUUGGAGUUGUUGGAGAAGAAAUUCCCAAAUGCAUAUUGCAAUAUAGUCUAUGCGUCCACUGAAACUUUAGGGGUUUCAAUUACUCUGAACAGUAGCAAAUUCAAACUACCUCUUUAUGGAAAAUCACCAGAUGGCGAAAGAAUGGUUUCUUCGGGCGUUUUAUUACCCUUGAUCGAGGCUAAGAUCAUAGAUUUGCAAACAGGAGAAGUACUACGAAAAAAUCAAUCAGGGAGGCUUUUGAUACGCAGCUCACAACUCACAAAAGGCUACUUGAGAAAAGGAAACGAGCCUGACAGGUCUUGCUUUGAUGAAGAAGGAUGGUUUGAUACAGGCGACGCAGCAUUUUUUGAUGCCACAGGGCAGCUUUUUGUGAGGGAGAGAAUUUCAUUCAUGUUCAAAUAUUACAUGCACUUCGUGAACCCAUCAGAAAUAGAAGCAGUCCUCCGCGAACAUCAGACCGUCCAAAUGGCCUGUGUGAUUGGUGUGCCAAACAAGGAAACAACAAAUCUUGCAAAGGGCUUGGUCGUUUUGAAAAGUGGAGAAGCUACCACAGAGGAUGAAUUACUUGCACUUGUUUCCAGCAAGUUACCAUUCUAUAAGCAUCUGCACGGUGGUCUGCAAUUUGUAGAGUCACUACCAGAAAACAAAGGCAGAAAAUAUGAUCGCACGGCGAUCAUGAAAAUGUAUUCCACGUGAGAAGUGGCAUAAACUUUUUUAUGGUUUCAUUUUUUUAUGUUGGGAAAUUCCCCAAUGGGAAUAAAUAGCAAUGAAAACACGUAUAAAAAAAAUAAAUCUAGAUUACUUUUGAUUUCAUUUAGCAAAAACAGAUUAUGAAACUUAACGGAGCAAAAUUUUAAGAAUUUCGGACAUUCAGGGCAAAGUAAAAAGUAAUAUCAAGUAUUAAUAUUUAGAAUUAUGGAAAAAGCAGAUCAACAAUGGAAAUAAUUUUUUAAUAAAUUAAACCAAUUAAACUCG